AUGAUUAAAGCAUUGAAAAUUAAACCAAAAUAUUAUGAUAUCGCUUAUAAUUUAACUGAUAUGAGAUUUAAAGGUAUCUACAGAGGGAAAAAGCAUCAUGAAAAUGAUACUAAGCAUGUCUUGUAUCGUGCAAUUAAUUCUAAUGUAAAACGCUUGUUGGCUACAGGUGCAUCGAUAUACGAAUCAAAAGAAGUUAUUGAAUAUUGUAAAAAAUUUGAAUUGCCAGAUUACCCUUUAUAUUAUACAAUUGGUGUCCAUCCUUGUUGUGUUAAUGAAUUUGGUAGGAUCCUUGAUGAAAAAUAUAGUAUGUCUACAUUAUAUACGCCAUCCGAUGAUGAACCUUAUAAUUUAAAAGUUUAUAAUGAUACUAUAGAAAAUCCAAGUUUUGCUCAGGCAAAAUUACUUGAGUUAUAUCAAUUAUGGGAAUUGCAAUUAAAGAAUGAUCCAAAAAAUUUUAGAGCUCUUGGGGAAUUUGGUUUAGAUUAUGAUAAAUUUAAUUUUUCAAAUAAAGAAAUGCAAAAAUUAUUUUUUCAAGAACAAUUGAAAUUGGUUUGCUUAUUUUAUGAAAAUCAUUUUGAAUUCUUAGAAAAAAAUCCAAUUGGCUUAUUUUUACAUAUGAGAAUUGCAAGUGAUGAUUUUGUUGAAAUUUUUAAAAAAUUUAUUGAUGGAUUUAACACUUCGAACGAUAUAUUCAAGUUAAAGGAGAUCAUUCCGUCAACAAAUCCAGGUUAUUAUAAGUUACCUUCGUUUGUUAAAUUUGUAGCUCAUUCUUUUAGUGAUGAUUCAAAUGCUUUGAAAAAAUUAUUAAAUGUUUCACCAAAGAUGUAUAUUGGUUUAAAUGGUGCGUCAUUACAAAAUGAAUCCAAUUUACUUGCCAUUAGAGAUACUUUACCAAUUGAAAGAAUAAUUUUAGAGACAGAUGCACCUUGGUGUGAAAUUAAAAAAAAAUCAGACUGCUUUAAAUACUUAGUUGAUGCGCCAUCUAUACCAUAUAAAUCAGUCAAAUAUGAUAAACUUGAUAAAAUUACUGAUGAUUCAAUUAAAAACCUUACGAUGAUUAAAGAUAGAAAUGAACCAUGCAACAUCUCUCAAGUUGCCAUUAUAAUUGCCAAAUUGAAAAAUAUGGAACUAAAUGAUUUGAUAGAAAUAGUUUGGAAUUCAACUUGUGCUGUUUAUGGUGAAUGA
Henningerozyma blattae CBS 6284 is the source of this 1185-nucleotide messenger RNA. RefSeq lists its product as uncharacterized. Gene Ontology annotation, molecular function: 3'-5'-DNA exonuclease activity. Lineage: Eukaryota; Fungi; Ascomycota; Saccharomycetes; Saccharomycetales; Saccharomycetaceae. Bases 1 to 1185 code for a protein of 394 amino acids. Gene Ontology annotation, cellular component: cytosol. The transcript has a single exon. The record is from RefSeq and is a predicted model, not a curated record.